AUUAUUAGCAGAGAAAUUACUUACUUAACAACAAUCAUGAGUACUUGGUUCAUUCUUUUGCAGGUUUUCUGCACUUUUGUUGUUUACUUGUAGAUGGUGCUAUAACACUGCCUUUCUACUGCUGGCAGACACAUCACAGUGUCUGCAGCUCUUCAAUGAUGACGCAAAAACACACAAGAAGCACUGCUUCACUUGUAUCCAUGUGUAGUUUUAAGACAUAAUGUUUAUAUUAGCCAGGUCUAAUAUAAAUGUAAUAAAUAUGAUGCAUUAAUUUGUACAAGUUUUUGGAUGGAUUUCAGUUUUGGAUCUAACAGAGGGGAAAAGGAGAAUGAGUGCAUAGUGUAACAUAAAAGACUCAGUUUACUGUUUGAGUCUAUUGUGGUCUGUUUCUAUGAGUAUUACCCAUGACACAUUGCUCCAUAGGCUGUUGACUGAAUCACAGCAUCCCUAAAUAAAUGUGCAGUGCCUGGCGUGCACAUGGCAGAAGUAAUGGGACAGAAAUGCAGAGGAGGCAGCAGUAAUUGUGCGUGUGCUGCCACAGCGAACAGAAUAAAUAUCAGUAGAAUAAACAACAUUUGAUUAAAAACAAUAGCAGUAACAUUCCACUGACUCUCACACAGAGAGAGUCUGGCUCUUCAGUUCAGGCUGGUGGUAGUGGUGGUGCACUGAGACUUCUCUGCCAAAAAGGAAUCAAAAAACCAUCAGAUGAUUCCUUCAAAACACCUGAAGACUUUGGGGCAAAAGCCUUGGGAGAGAUUCACCACAACAUACAGUGGUGACUAUAAGCCCUUCAGUGAGCGCCCACUACAGGUCAACCAGCUGAACCCCAGAACUGAAGCUAAACCUGAUCCUGCAUUGGUCAACCCACCACAGACUAAACGUGAAACCUGGCCUGUAUUUUAUCGAUGCUUCUACAGGACAACCAACAGCACCUAUGGCUCGACUUCCUGUGCGCAGCCUCCCUCGUCCUACCUCUUCCCUGCCUCCCCGUCUCCGUUCGGCAUCCUCGCACCUUCCGUUUCCGAGGCAAAUGAGUUUGUCGACAGCAGGGUACCGGAUGUGAGAGUUGCCAGGGAGAUGGGGCAUUUAUUUGGCGUGGGGGAGAAAGGUCAGCUGCACUGUGUGUGUGGUGGAAAGGCAAAUGUGUUGGAGCAGCAGGAGGCAAGAGAUGAUCCGCAGCAGAGGAUUGAUGUUCUCUAUGAGGAAGGUAUGAUUGUGUUGACAUCCCAUGUCGGUCCAGCCUGCAGCCAAGAUUUCCUCAGGUCUGUCUGCAGAGAAGCCGGGCUGCAGCACCUGCUGAACCUUCCUGUGGCCUCCAGUCCCAUUAUCACAAACACAGAUGAUGAAUAUUGGGAGAACAGUGCCUACUUGAGGGGCUUGAGACCAGCUGUCGGGCUGAAAAACAACACCUUCCCUCAGCCUACUUCCAGGCAGUGCAGUUGCUGUGCAGGGGAAGCUGAGCGCCCUAAAAAUUGCUGCGUUGAGAUGCAAACCUUCCCACCUCACAUCCCACAGGGCAGCACCCUGCCUCUGGCCCAUGUGCAGCCUACUUUCUACUGCACGGAGCCCAGCAGAAAGCCACUGCUGACAGAGUACCAAGCCAGCUAUGCUGCUGAGUGGCCCCAGCCUAAGAUCCAGCUGACAGACUUUCACCUUCGUCAGCUUCCUUGUCACUGGAAUCCUCGUCCUUCACUCUGAGUAUCAACUUCUGUCUCAAUACACAGCAGUUUAAAAAAACAACAAAAAAAAACAAGUGUGUGUUAAAAGUGCUGCUUCUUAAUCCAA
This is a messenger RNA of Lates calcarifer (barramundi perch), 1785 nucleotides long. RefSeq lists its product as uncharacterized. The coding region runs from base 706 to 1698 and encodes 330 amino acids. The record is from RefSeq and is a predicted model, not a curated record. NCBI's taxonomy places the organism in Eukaryota, Metazoa, Chordata, Actinopteri, Centropomidae. The transcript has 9 exons.